UGCUUUUUUCCUCUUUCUCUCUUUUCUUGCUCUUUCUUUUCUUGCUCUCUCGCUCUAAUUACUUUCUCCUGUAAUCGCUUCUUCCCCUUUUGCUAUCACCCCCUUUUUAUCAGUCAAGCUUCCUAUUCAGCAUGGCAACUCCUCACCCCCUUUCCGCCGCGGCGUUGCUUUCAGUAAAGGGUUGGGUGGCCGUCGUCACUGGCGGGGGCACCGGCAUCGGACUGAUGAUAGCCCAAACCCUCGCAGUCAACGGAGCCAGGGUCUACAUCACAGGCCGCCGCGCCGACGUCCUCGAGACGAGCGCCCGCAUCCACGGCUCCCCCGAGAGGCUGGGGCUGUCGGGAGGCAGCAUCGUGCCGGUUGUCGGCGACAUCACGUCUAAGGACAGCAUUAGGGAUGUUGUGGCGAAGAUUAGGGAUAGAGAGGGUUUUGUUAAUGUUCUUGUCAAUAACGCCGGUACGUGGCUCGGCAAGACGGAAGCAACGCCUGAGGAUGGCCCCGAGGCGUUUAGCGAGGGUAUGCUUGCUGAGGAUAAGGAAGGGAACUGGCAGAAGACGUACGACAUCAACGUAACCUCGCAGUACUUCGUCACGGCCGCCUUCGUCCCUCUCCUCGCCAAGGCCGCGUCCAGCCCGGCCGGGAGGCCCGGGAACGUGAUUAAUAUUGGUUCGAUCUCGGGUCUGUUGCGGUUACCGCAAAACCGCCAGUUCGCGUACAACGCCAGCAAAGCCGCAUUCACGCACCUAACGCGCCAGUUGGCGUUUGAGCUCAGCCAUGACAAUAUCAAUAUUCGCGUGAAUGGCAUCGCGCCAGGCUACUUCCCCUCGGAGCUAACAACAGGCCCCUCCAACGAGGAGAAUCUGAGCGUGGUCGACGAGGAGCGGUUCCUGCGGUUCGUGGAGGGCAUGGGCAUCACGAAGAAGGGGAAAAGGAUGGGUACGCCGGGGGAGCUGGCGAGUGUGGUGCUGACGCUGGCUACCAACGAAUUCAUCUGGGGCACGAUCAUGGUUGUUGACGGUGGGUUGUCGUUGACGGCUCCAGGGACUAUGUAAGGCUCGGUCGGGGCGUGUUGAGGUAGCCAUGGAUUUGUGUGGCCUAGGCAUCCACGAAUAAU
Hypoxylon fragiforme is the source of this 1114-nucleotide messenger RNA. Its product is annotated as NAD(P)-binding protein. The transcript has 9 exons. The record is from RefSeq and is a predicted model, not a curated record. Lineage: Eukaryota; Fungi; Ascomycota; Sordariomycetes; Xylariales; Hypoxylaceae. The coding region runs from base 132 to 1052 and encodes 306 amino acids.